Molecule: messenger RNA, 1864 nt
Organism: Tachysurus fulvidraco (yellow catfish)
Lineage: Eukaryota; Metazoa; Chordata; Actinopteri; Siluriformes; Bagridae
Exons: 5
Coding region: 227-979 (250 amino acids)
Source: RefSeq, a predicted model, not a curated record
GCCACUCCUGGCAACUCUGUUGAGCGGUGAGUCAUCUGGCAGCGCCGCUGAAAUAGACGCACUUGUUGAGUCGCUCCUGUGCAUUUAGCGGCUCUUUCGCUCAGGGGGUAAAGAGCAACCCUCCAUCCUCAAAACGGAACCAAACCAAACAUGCAAUAAGGAUAUUCGCCUGAAUCCCCAGAUUUACUCACCGUUUCAUCUCCCGUCUCCAGGACAAGUGUUUUUGAUGUCUACACACCGACUCCCUCUGUGGGCAUAUUUACAUGCUCUAAUGGGUUAUGUGGUCAUCAUACUGACUUCCCUGCCAGAAUUCAGCAAAGGUCAGAACUGUUCUCACCCGAUUAUCCAUGAACACGGUGGCUUCUACUGUAAGCCUUCUCCAUGUCGGGGUUUCCCUCUAAGGAGUCGUAUCUACUACUUCUGUGAGUCAGGAUAUGUCCUGCCACCACGUAUCCACAACUCCAUCUGCCGCAAAGGCCAAUGGGAACCCAGUAUCCCCAAGUGCAUACUUAACACAGCUGGACAUACAAAAUAUGAAGACAGAGUGACCAAUUCUAUCCCGAGUGUGGCUACAACUGCUGUGGGCGUUUCCAUCUUCCUUCUCACCACCACAGCCUGCAUGGUUAUCAAGUCCCGACUCUACCCAUGUCAAACUCAUAGGCGAUCGUCUGAUCAGUUGGACUUGAUGGUGGACGGCUUGCCUGUGUCUCUGCCCACCUAUGAGGAGGCGGUGUACGGAAGUUGGGGCCAGCGCAUCCCACCCUUACGUGGACCCACUCAGCUCUUGCUGGCCUCAUCAGAGAACAGUCCAUUAUCAUCACUCAUCCAGUCAGGUUCCAGUAACUGCACAGACACUUCUAAUCAGAGCACAGAGGAGCCACCACCUUACAAUGAGAUACAGCAUCGGUCUGUGGAUGCAGGAAAUGAAGGAGAAGCGCAGGCCUUGCACAUUGCACUUUCUGUUGAAAAGGACAACUAACUUUGGGUGUGUGAGCUCACCUUCGGCUUAUUGAUUGUUAGUUCUCUUGCCAUUGCUUCAAGCCUAACAGUGUAGGUCAAUGUCUGCUUUAAGGGUUUUUAAUUAAACAUGUUUUCAGCCUUUAUUUUAUAUGAAUGAAACUGGUGGGCUUUGGGGAGUUAGAUGUUUAGCAAGCAGGCGACUGCGUGUGAUGUGUACAGUGAUAUUGAUUGUGUCAAUGUUUUCAGUGGUGCUGGAGACAUGUUUAUUGUUGCCCUCAGUGAGGAGACUAGAUCACAAUAGUCUUGUGGACUGUAAUAACACAGCCUUUACCUCAGUGGAUUGUGGAUGUUGAGUCAAUAAAUGAAAGUAAGUCCAGCAGAACUGUGGAGUCACCUUACUAUGCCAAGGUGGAAGAACGGCUCAUUUCUGCCCUGUGAGAGGCUAGUCUUGUAUCCAUGUUUCUGUUUAUUGUUUCAUAUUUGCGUUGUCAUUUAAUUACGACAGCUGGCAUAAGCUCUUAUUUAUCAGGUGGAGUAUAGGGUAUAUAUGAGGUUCUCUUUCUCACUUAAUCCAUAUUAUGUUCUUCAUUAUUAAACAUUAUGAAACUUGAAUUUCAAUAUUAGUGAACCACAUGUUAACAAGCAUUUAUGUUGAUAUUUAACUGUGAAAUACUUCCCAAUGCCAAAUGUUUAUUUAGUCUAUAAUUAAAAAUAUGAAGAAAAAAAAUAUAGAUUAUCAGCAACUUCCUGAACUCUUCCUGCCCAGGUGUAAAGAUUGCAACCUUCUUACUGGUAAACAGUCUGAACCACAUUACUUAAGGUUCUGGUUCAUGUUACCUAUUGUGGUUUUAAUUUGAUGGUAAUAUUAAUAUCUGCAUUAUUAUUUAAUAAAAACAUCAGUUCA